AGUCAAAAUGGAUCAACGCAAACUGAUGGAUAACGCAAAUACAAUAACAGAUAUGGCAAAGACUCAGAACACGGUAUACGAUAUUAUAUCUGACAUGGCAAGUCGACAGGAUGUCAUUGAAGUACGCUUAACAAACCUUGAAGAAAAAUUAAAAAUAAUUCAAGAUCAAAUGGAAAACUUACCAGAUAUGUUGACACGUUGUUUAAGUCAACACCAGGAACGAAUUGAUCAAAGAAAAAAUUUUCUACAUCCAGAUACGGCAGCCACAUCAACGAAACUAAACUCUCCACAUCAAAUUAUGAAUUCCAAUUCCAUGCUUUUUUCUAAUUACAGUAUAUCUAACGCUCUGGCGACCGAACAUUUGGCGGGAUAAUAAUUUCUGGCUACUUAGAGUAGCCAACAGAGGCGUUUUCGAGCAAGUUACGGUGCCUCGAAAAUCCAAAAACUGUAAACAAGAUAACAAGACAAAAACCUAUUCUAUCUGAAAUUAUUAAUUAUUCAAGUAUCUACAAAUACUAACAAUAAUAAUGGACGAAUUUCAUCAGUAACAGAAAUUUGCAAUAAAGCAACGCCUCGAUUUUGACAAUGGAAUGUACGCACACUUCACCAUGCACUUAAAUCCAAAUAAGUUUCUACUGAAUGUGAUCCGCUCAAAAUUGACGUAUUAGAUACCAGCGAGAUGAGAUGGAAUGGAUAUGUUGAAUUUAUUAACAAUAAAAUGGGCCUAAUUAUCUUUUCUGGAAUGCCUAACGAUAAUGACCCACAUGUUAAAUGCGUCGGUAUCUACCACCGAAAGUCGAUACGUCAACCUUUGCUCUCGUAGAAACCUUUGUCAGAGCGUAUUAUAACCGCGCGGCUUAAUACGAAGUAUCAGAAAACAUCACUAGUGCAACGGAUAAGAGCACUUUCACAGAUAAAUUUCUACAGUCACUUUAAGUACCACGCAAUAAGUUAAUAAUUCUAAUGGGUGACUUUAAUGCGCAGCUAGGAGCGGACAAUGUCAAUUAUUAACACAUCAUAAGUAAACAUGCGCUAGGCGUUUGCAGCGAAUUCCCCAUAAAUACAAGAUCACCAAAUGGAGAAUUUCAAAAUCAAAUUGAUCACAUUUGUGUGACGAGCAAAUGGUUCAAUAUAGUAAACGAUGUACGCAAUAAACACAAUGCUGACAUAGAAAGCGAUCAUUACUGAAUUAUCGCCGAAUUUCAAAUGAAAUUGUACCCAAAGAGAUCAAGAAAGUCAACCAGAAAAAAGUGCAAUGUGAGCAAACUAAAGAGUGAGGAAACUAGUCGCGAAGUAUCAAAUAAAAUCAAAGCACUCAAUUAAGAACAAUCCGAACGAAUUGAUAAGGAAUCUACGAUUAGUGGGCGUUUAUAAUAGAUGAAAUGCAAAACAUCUGCGAAAUAUCACUGGGUUUCUCGAAAAAUGAAAUCAAAGAAUAAAUAUCCGAAAGUACAACGCAGCUAAUAAAAGAAAGAUAAAAUGUCAGAACAAUUACUAAGCACGUCAGGAAGGCGCAGAAAGGAUGAAUUACAUGAAAUAUUAGGCCCUCAGAAAGAAUGUUAAGCGUCAUGUGAAAACCGACAAGCGAAACUAAUAUAACCAACUCGGAGACUCUGUUCAGAAAGAUGUGUAUAUAGUAAUAUAGUAACACAAACUCUUGCACACGAAAGCACUACAUUAAAUAAAAGCUCUUCAUUGUUGAUGAGUAAAAGCUCCUCAAAUACUGGCAAAGGGACAACUUUGCAAAAAGAUCAGAAUCUGUAAUUACAAAUCAAACAACAUGAACUGAUAAUUGUCAAAUAAAUCCCAUAAUGCAAUCGCUUGGCAACACUAAAUUAAAAACUGCCCCAACUUGGAGUACUUAAUGCAAGACACCAGAAUUAACUCAGCCCAUGUACAAUAUUGAGCUAAAGCCUGAUUGUAAAAAACUUAAAAAAGGGGAGAUACAUCCUAUAUAUUCUUUAAGGUAUUUACUUCACAGGAAAAUUGUGGUUGAAGAACCCCAUAAACGCAGAGAGCCUAUUCAAUGUCUAAAUUGUCAGGAAUAUGGACACUCAAGAACAUAUUGCAAACUAGAAAGUAUAUGCGUGAUAUGUUCUGAAUAUCACCAAACUGAAAAAUGUCCGAAGAACAAAGUUGAUGACAAAGCUAAAUGUUGCUCAAAUUACGGUGGAAACCAUACAGCGAAUUACAGAGGUUGCCAAGUACACAUUGAACUAAAACAAAGCAUUAAAAAUAAUGUAAGUUGAACUCAAGUGAAUACAGCAAAUUCUGGGAAUAUUUUGCCUAAUCAAUUUACUAACACAAUUAAUAAUGCAACAACUUCUUCAAAUAACAAACCAAAUGUACAAUCUUAUGCAAACGUUGUUAAGAAUACUUCAACUAUGAACAAUAACUCUGAGAACACCAACAUGUCUUCAAAUACUGAAUCUAUACUUUCAUCCUUUAUUCAAAAAAUGGACAAUUUUAUGGAUUGGAUGAAUAAACUGAUGAAUAACAUUAUGCAAAGUACGAUUCAAAAUCAAACUCUUAUGGCUGAAUUGAUAAAGGCAAAAUGAACGCAUUAACUGUUUGCCAUUGGAACGCUAACGGUUUAUGCCAACACUCACCUGAAAUUCAAGAUUAUCUAUAUAGAAAUGACAUAUAUAUUAUGCUGUUAUCAGAGACUCACUUAAAGCAAAAAAAUUGGUUACAAAUUUUAUGACACCAAACAUCCAGAUAAGAAAGCUCAGGGCGGCACUGACGUAUUAAUCAAGAAAACUAUUCACUACUUUGAGUUAGAGCAAUAUAGUGAAAAACACAUGCAAGCUACCUCGAUUUGUGUAAAAACUGGUCCGAAUUUUUCUGCUAUUUACUGUCCUCCACUACUUACUAUAACUACGGCCCAAUUUCGCAUAUUUUUUAAUAUGUUAGGUCCCAAAUUUGUAGCCGCUGGAGACUUUAAUGCAAAACACACUUUUUGGGGUUCGAGAUUAAUCUCACCAAGAGGCAGACAGCUUUACAUGGCAUUUCAGAAUGAUCUUGACAUUAUUUUCUCAGGUCAAUUAACGUAUUGGCCAACUGAUCAACAUAAAAUACCUGACUUGAUUGACUUUGGUGUUAUUAGAGGACUAAGCAGAAAAGAUAUAACUGCAGUACCAUCAUUUGAUCUAUCCUCAGAUCACUCUCCGGUCAUUUUAACUUUACUAAAACUAAAUAGAAUUGAUUUGCUCAAGAUUUCGACAAGGUUUGGCAUGACGACUUACUUGCGAAAAUUAAAUUAAAACUCCCUGAAAACAUGCAUCGGUUAUUUCUUUUAUACCUAACUUCUAGAAAAUUUCGUUUGAAACAUAACUCUUUUACUUCAAGAGAAGUUGAAAUAAUAGCAGGACUUCCCCAGGGAAGUGUUUUUGGGCCCUCUUUAUAUUUACUAUACACAGCCGAUCUUCCUCUCUUUUCUAACCAUAAAAUCUCAACUUUUGCAGACGAUACUGCAAUCCUUAGUGUAACAUACAUAGAAACCCCAAAAUGACCUCUCAGAAUUUGUCACUUCAUCUUAUUGAAAAUUUGUCACUUAUUGAGGAGGAUUAUGGAGGAUAAAAGUAAAUGAAUCAAAACGUGUUCAAAUAACGUUUGCACUAAGAAAAGAGACUUGUCCACAAGUUACGCUGAACAACACUCCAAUUCCGCAAGCAAACGACGUAAAGUAUCUUGGCAUUCAUCUUGAUAGAAGGUUGACUUGGAGCAAACACAUAGAUAGUAAGAAAACACAAAUAAAAUUAAAGUUUAUUCAAUUCUAUUGGCUUAUUAACCCAAAUAGUAAACUAAGUCUUGAAAACAAAGUCUUACUAUACAACUGUAUCAUUGUUCAGCUUGCUCUGCAUAUAUUGUAAAGAUUCAAACCGUGCAAAACUUCAUCACACGUAAAAUAACAGGAGCCCCAUGGUACGUUAAAAACUCCAAUAUCCAUAAGGAUUUAAAUAUCCCACUGGUAACGGAUGUUGCCCGAGCAUACAUAGGCAAAUAUCUUACGAAGUUUAGUGUACAUCCCAACCCACAAGCCAGACAGUUGGUUCCAACACUUAGAAAAAGAAACAACUGA
Messenger RNA from Teleopsis dalmanni, 4081 nucleotides. RefSeq names its product small conductance calcium-activated potassium channel protein-like. NCBI's taxonomy places the organism in Eukaryota, Metazoa, Arthropoda, Insecta, Diptera, Diopsidae. Gene Ontology annotation, molecular function: calmodulin binding; small conductance calcium-activated potassium channel activity. Gene Ontology annotation, biological process: potassium ion transmembrane transport. The transcript has 4 exons. Gene Ontology annotation, cellular component: neuronal cell body; neuron projection; plasma membrane. Bases 8 to 373 code for a protein of 121 amino acids. The record is from RefSeq and is a predicted model, not a curated record.